Molecule: messenger RNA, 1144 nt
Organism: Cynara cardunculus var. scolymus (artichoke)
Lineage: Eukaryota; Viridiplantae; Streptophyta; Magnoliopsida; Asterales; Asteraceae
Product: glucose and ribitol dehydrogenase-like
Exons: 4
Coding region: 45-923 (292 amino acids)
Molecular function (GO): oxidoreductase activity
Source: RefSeq, a predicted model, not a curated record
GUGUACUUACAACAGUAACUCAGAUCGAUCAAAGAGGGGAAAAAAUGGCAACCAACGGUCGAAAUUUCCCACCUCAGAAACAAGAACAUCAACCAGGGCUAGAGCAUGUCAUGAAUCCAUCCCCACAAUUCAUGAACCCUAAUUACAAGCCUGCCGGAAAGCUUCAAGGGAAGGUGGCACUGGUGACCGGAGGAGAUUCAGGCAUCGGGAGGGCUGUUUGUUACCUGUUCGUGAAAGAAGGUGCAACGGUGGCCUUCACUUUUGUGAAGGGCCGAGAGGAUAAAGAUGCAGACGACACCCUGCGGUUGUUACUUGAAAACAAGACUGGUGAUGCCAAGAACCCCAUAGCCAUUGCUGCAGAUCUUGGGUUCGACGAAAACUGCAAAAAGGUGGUGGAUGAAGUCGUGGAAAACUACGGACGUAUUGAUAUUUUGGUAAACAAUGCUGCAGAACAGCACAAGACCAGUUCCCUUGAUGAAAUCACCGAGGAUCGUCUGGUUAGGGUUUUCAGUACCAAUAUUUUCUCUCAGUUCUUCUUAUGCAGGCAUGCGUUGAGGUACAUGAAUGUUGGGAGCAGCAUCAUCAACACGACAUCGGUGGAUGCGUAUUUGGGCAACCCAGAGUUGAUGGAUUAUGCAUCGACAAAAGGUGCAAUAGUGUCCUUCACAAGAGGACUGGCUUUGCAGCUGGCGCAGAAAGGGAUUCGAGUAAAUGGGGUUGCCCCUGGCCCUGUUUAUACCCCGAUCCGACCAGCAUCCAUGGAGGAGAGUGAUGUAUCAGAAUGGGGGUCAAAGACUCCGAUGGGUAGGGCAGCUCAGCCCCAUGAGAUUAGCCCAUCGUUUGUGUUUCUUGCAUCCGAUGAUUCUACUUACUUCACUGGCCAAUUUCUGCAUCCUAACGGUGGAAUGAUCGUGAAUGGUUGAUGGUUGGCUCUUUGGAAUUGUAGAAGUGUAAAACACAUGUAAACGUUGUGUAGAUAUAUCAAAAAUAAAAAGUGUGGUGCCAUAUAGAUCUACAUUAAGUUCAAUUGUCCUGUGUGUAAACAUAUAUAUAUUAUAUAUAUAUAUGUAUAUGUAUGUAUAUGUAUCAAGAUAUAUAUAUGUAUAUCGAAAUAAUGAGAGUUGGUUUUGAAUUUUGUCGUCAA